Molecule: messenger RNA, 1309 nt
Organism: Poeciliopsis prolifica (blackstripe livebearer)
Lineage: Eukaryota; Metazoa; Chordata; Actinopteri; Cyprinodontiformes; Poeciliidae
Exons: 2
Coding region: 80-601 (173 amino acids)
Source: RefSeq, a predicted model, not a curated record
UUUUCUCUGCGCAUGUAUUGCGCGUGUGAAGCUUAUUAAAAGGAAAGGUUUUUCUUUGCUACACAGAUCUGACAAUUUGAUGGCCAAGAGACGCGGUGAAGAAACUGUGCUACUCGACUCUCCCAGUAAGAGAAGACACUUCCCUCCCGUUUACAGUGUUGACAUGCAGCUGGAGAGCAUGGCUUCAGUGGGAGGCGUGAGUUCCCCAUCUCUACUGACUUUAUUGGGGGGUCGCUGCAGAAAAAGGCCUCUUUAUUUUGACAACGAAGAAGCAUAUUCUUGUCCAACGAUUUCGCCCCCGGGCUCUGGGAAGCACGCAAAGGAUGUUUUCAACACUCCGUGUUCAGGAAGCGUCCAGGGCGGCCGCAGGUCCUGCGCACUUGCAAGAAAUAAGCGGCCGCGAGAGAACAGCGUCGGUUCAGACUCCGUUCAUGCAACAGAUAAAACAGCUGAUGAAGAUGGCACUUAUAACUCUUUUCAGUACUGGAGGGUCCCCUUACCUGAACUUGACCUUUCACUGCUAGAAGAGUCUAGUGACCGUUACCCAAAAAAAGACAAGUCCAAAGAGAAUGACACAACUGCAGAUGCAAUGGAGACCUGAAGAUGAUGAACACUUGAUGUGUUUUAUUACCUGACCAAACAGAUCCUGUUAAUCCCAUAGACAUGUCAGAUAAUAGCGCUAAAGUGGAUGUCUUGCUGUAGGAUUUCAGUGACUUUCUGAUGUUUUGUGAAGGAGCUCUUGGUCAUUCUGAAGCUUUAUGUUCAGUGGGUUUUGUAAGACUAAGGGGAGGCUGUUCUUUAUUUACACCCCUGUCCUUUUUGCUGCCACAUCUGCCAAUUUCCAGCAGAGUCUGUGAAGUAGUGAGUUUGUCAAGUGCGAAAAGGAGCUGAUUACUAUUCAGCAGAAAGAAUGUUUUGUACCGACUUUGACAACUGUUAAGUUUAAGUAAUUUUCCCAGAAUGUACUUGCAGUGUUCUGUGCAGCCUAGAAAAUUAUGGGAUUUGUUUUUAGUAUUUUUCAGAUUUUAAUGCAUAUAUUUCCCUUUAGUCUCACUUUUAUUCCUCCUUCCUUUUGCUCUUCCUCUUAGACAAUAGUGCCUGGAGGUUCUGUUUUCUGAAGACCAGUCACAGCAGAAAUAUCUGCCAUAAAGUCAUUGUGAAGUUUCGCGCUUAUGCUUAGUAACUAUCAGAAAAUGGAUGGCGAAUUCUGGAAAUAUGUACAAUUAAGACAUGAACAACAACCCUGUGUUUGUAGUUUGCUGCAAGGAAAACCUGGAUCUGGUCCCCAAAUAAACAUCUCUCAGCAGGG